UGUUAAUGUUUGUCAAGACUUUUAUAACAGAGUAAAAAGAGAGAUAAGAGGUGCAUAUUUGGCAAAUUUUUAAGAUAAAUCAUGGAAAUAUGAUGAAUUAAUACUAAACGUAUGAAAAUAACAAAGCAUUGGAGUUCAAAGAUAAGCAAGAAAUUGAAGUAAAAGUAAAACCGGUGAUAUUUUGGAGAAAAUUUGCAUUUUAAAAAUUCAAUAUGGCAGUAAAAUGUAAAAAAUGUGAGAAGUUCUACAAAAACAAAGAAGGAGCCAAUUGUUUCAUUUGUGGAGUAAAUAAGCACAUGGAAUGUGACGUCAUGUUUCAUAGUAGCAAAGCAAAACAUCCUUUCACUUGCGAUAUGACUUUGUUGGCAAUUCAGAAUAAUCAUCUGUUUUUCAUUUGCGAAUCAUGUCAAGAUGCUAAGACUAAUCCUAAGUCAAAUAGUGUGGAGUAUGUUAAUAACGAAUUAACACAAAAAUUAAAUGAGAUUUUAAAAAAAGUUUUACAACUUGAAGAAAAAAUUGAAGAGAAAGGAGUCAACACAAAAGGAGAAAAAAUCGAGUCAACACAAAUGUCGUACGCGAAGGUCGUCAAAAUUGAUUUAAAAAACGGAAGAUCUAGUAAAAAUAUAAAUGCGAUGGAAAAAGUAAGAAAUUCAAUUGAUCCUCAAAAACUGCAAGCAUCAGAUAUGCGAUCAACACCUAAUGGCGGAGUAACAUUCAAGUGUCAGGUAGAAAAAGAACAAGACAUAGAAGCCGAAAUCAAAAAGAAGCUAGGAAGUAAUUUCGACGUUAAAAUAAAUGAACAAAGAAAACCGUCUUUGAGAAUUUAUGGAUUAUAUGACGAUAAAAACCUCAGCUCUCAAACAUUAGAAGAUAUGAUACGCACUCAAAAUUCUUCAUUAAUUCAAAAAACUAAUUCUUUGUAUGUGAAAAAAGUUACUGGAAGGAAGAAUAAUACAAACGUGAAGACAAUAUGGAUUGAUUGUGAUGUAGAUGUCUAUAGGAACCUUACGCAAGCAAAAGCAAUUAAUAUUGGUUGGAGUCGAUGUAACGUUGUGGAUGGAAUAAAUCCUAUGAGAUGCUAUAAAUGCAGCAGAUACGCACAUAAGGGGUCUGUUUGCAAUAAACCUGAAGAAUGCUGCCCGAAGUGUUCUAAAAAUCAUCUUUUAACAAAUCAUAAUGAUGAAAUUCAUGGAGAGGAGAAGAAAUGUAUAAAUUGUCUGGAUGCAAACGAGAAGUUUAAUUUAAAAAUGGACACAAACCAUGCUGUGUGGGAUAAAACCUGCAAAAUCUAUCAACUGAAACAUAGAAAACUUAUGAAUUCUAUUAUUCCAGAAAAUUAAUUUCUUUGAUUUUGUUAUAUAAAGAGUUUUUUCAAACUUAAAUUGUUUGUAAAUCAAUGAAAACCGAAACCAAUUAAUAAUUGGUAAAUAAAACAUUACAUUACAUUAAA
Clunio marinus is the source of this 1450-nucleotide messenger RNA. The record is from the annotation of a GenBank genome assembly. Lineage: Eukaryota; Metazoa; Arthropoda; Insecta; Diptera; Chironomidae.